Molecule: messenger RNA, 902 nt
Organism: Syngnathoides biaculeatus (alligator pipefish)
Lineage: Eukaryota; Metazoa; Chordata; Actinopteri; Syngnathiformes; Syngnathidae
Product: fructose-bisphosphate aldolase A-like
Exons: 6
Coding region: 162-746 (194 amino acids)
Biological process (GO): fructose 1,6-bisphosphate metabolic process; glycolytic process
Cellular component (GO): cytosol
Molecular function (GO): fructose-bisphosphate aldolase activity
Source: RefSeq, a predicted model, not a curated record
AUCAACAUGAGCCGCAGUGUCCUGGAAGAAUCUUUCCAGAAGUGCGUGAAGAAAACUGGCUGGCGGCACCCUCCUCUCCCAGGCGUUGCCGUAGAGACGAACGACACAAGAUAAGGAGCGGAAAGUUACCAUCCCGGUCCAGGACCAGACUGCGGGGGGGCAUGGACCCAUACAAUGACACGGACUAUAAUGGAAUUGUGCCCAUUGUGCCCGAGCCUGAGAUACUUCCAGAUGUUGACCAUGACCUACUGAGGUGUCAGUAUGUAACUGAGAAGGUCUUGGCAGCUGUGUACAAGGCUUUAUCGGACCAUCAUGUGUAUCUGGAGGGGUCGUUGCUCAAGCCCAACAUGGUUACGGCCGGACACACCUGCGCCCAAAAGUAUAGCCCUCAGGAAAUCGCCAUGGCGACUGUCACCGCCCUGUGGCGUACUGUGCCUCCUGCUGUACCAGGUGUGACUUUUCUGUCAGGGGGGCAGAGUGAAGAAGAUGCCACCAUUAACCUGAAUUCCAUCAACCAAUGUCACCUGCUGCGGCCUUGGGCCCUCACCUUCUCCUAUGGCCAUGCUCUUCAGGCAUCUGCUCUUAAGGCCUGGGGAGGCAAGGAGGAGAAUGGCAAAGCCUGUCAGGAUGAGUACAUAAAGAGAGCCUUGAAUAACAGCCAGGCAGCUCUUGGUAAGUAUGCGUCCUCUGGAGAGAAGGGCGCAGCCGCUCAGGAGUCUCUGUUUGUGGCCAACCAUGCCUACUGAUGCCAAGCGAAUGAACCAAAGACAGAUGUGGAGGCUACAGAGCAAUAACCAACUCUCAUUCAUAAUGCCAACAGUAAUGGGAGUCUCAAAUAAAAUAUAAUUUUAACAAUAAUCCUCGGAAAAGGUGUAUAUGUUCCUGUUCGGUUGGGACUUCCA